Larimichthys crocea (large yellow croaker) is the source of this 1733-nucleotide messenger RNA. RefSeq names its product UPF0461 protein C5orf24 homolog. Lineage: Eukaryota; Metazoa; Chordata; Actinopteri; Sciaenidae. The transcript has 3 exons. Bases 200 to 967 code for a protein of 255 amino acids. The record is from RefSeq and is a predicted model, not a curated record.
CAUCCUGUUUUAUUAAUUUUUUUUUUUCCAAGCGAAAAUGGCUGCCUGUCUCAUCUAAACCUCUGGCUGAAGGAUUAAAUUAAUAUGAAAUAAAGAGCAGAAACCGCAGUCCAGCUUGAAGACAGCAGUGAUGGGCGUCAGGGCGUAGUUUGCGCAGCGCCUGCACAAAGAUGUUGUGGCUGCCAGAGAAGGAAAAUGUAUGCGAUUCAACAUUAACCCUUUCCUGUCCAACAUCCACCAACAAAUAAGUUUGCCUCGCUUUGUCUUGACAUCACUGAUGUUUUGCGCUGCAGCGCUGAAAGGCCUGUUUGCCCCACUAAAACAGAAAAUGAUGCACCAAGUGACCAGCAGCAACAGUGACUAUUGUAUGAGUGGACUGGCAGAGGACUGUCACCCAGCCAGCCACUUUGAUCUAUGUAGCACACAGUCCAACAAAUUCUACUCCUCUCCGACGGCCCCUGGUUUACAGCUGUCCCUUGCAGGCUUAGCCCCAUUGCCACAGAGCAUGCACAAAACCACAGCAUGUCAAAUGCAAGACACCCAGAGUGACUUCCAGUCUCAGACGGUGAGAAUCAGGAGCAGUGAGGCUGCAGGGCCCGAUGGCUCUAAGAAGAAGAAGGGAAUGGUGAAGUCAGGGCGGAGAGGGAGGCCAUCGGGAACCACAAAGUCAGCCGGUUACCGUACAAGUACUGGACGGCCACUUGGAACAACUAGAGCAGCUGGGUUCAAAACCAGCCCAGGGAGGCCCCUCGGUACCACCAAAGCAGCAGGAUACAAGGUCAGCCCCGGCAGGCCUCCCGGCAGCAUCAAGAGUCUAGCUCGGCUCAAGAAGCUUGACUUUAACAACUGCAGUGUUCCCAAGAAACUGGACUUCACCACCUGUGAUGUUCCACCUUUUCCAUACACCAUGAUGGAGAAAAGACCCCUCUGUGAGCCCGGUGGCAAAGUGGAUGAAACCAGCGAAUAGGAGGAAGGAACUUUUUGCCAUUUAGAAAACGGCUCUCACUGAGUUUUAAGUUGUACAGUUGUCUUCAUCCUCUCAUAAUAAAUGGCUGAAUUAGAAGUAUGUUAUUCCAGUCUGGCAGAGAUGCAUGCAUAUGAAUUAAUCACACCAAUCAGUAAAGGCAAAAAUGUAUUCAUCAGUUUGUGGUUGAAACCUCACCAGAGAGUGGAACUUUUUUUUUUUUUCUUCCCCCUCAAGUGUUUUGUUCCUCUCGUUUGUGACACGCUCUCUUACUCUGCUUUAAUAUUUCUAUGGCCGAGUUCUUGUGACAUUUUCUACAUUUAUAAAAAUUGCUUUUUAGUACAACCAGUCAAUCAAAUCAGCUUUUUUGCUGAGCGUAAACAUGUGGAUGUGUAGUUGUCCUUUCUGUGUCGUCCAGUUUAAUAUGUGUGCUUUAUUUUGUGAUGUUAUCCAAGCCUAAAAUGGGAACACUGAGGUACAUUUUUCUAUUAGCUUUAACUGGUUAAAAACUCAACGCAUUAUAUCCUUUUUAAACACAGUAUUUGUUUUUUUUCUGCACUUUGUGAAUAUAGUUUGGAUUAUGUAUCGUAACAGCCUGUUUUUUGUCCCAACAAACUGAUUUAAUAAGCACUUCCAGAUCUACAUGUAUGUUGCAACGCUGUUCAUUAUCAUAGUAAACAAAAAAAAAGGCUUCGUGGAAUAUGUAAUAAAUGCUAAUGUGCUGUAUGUGAAACCAAAAUAAAAGAAAGAAAUUGUCUUUUCCAUAUAA